Molecule: messenger RNA, 5032 nt
Organism: Pseudoliparis swirei
Lineage: Eukaryota; Metazoa; Chordata; Actinopteri; Perciformes; Liparidae
Product: high affinity cationic amino acid transporter 1-like
Exons: 12
Coding region: 432-2366 (644 amino acids)
Biological process (GO): transmembrane transport; amino acid transport
Cellular component (GO): plasma membrane
Molecular function (GO): amino acid transmembrane transporter activity
Source: RefSeq, a predicted model, not a curated record
UACAUUUAAUAUGAAGACAUAAACAACAUAUUACAAGUUACAACACAUGACAACAUAUUACAAGGUGUGUUGUCGUUUCUGAUCACCAUCCGCGAUGCCUCAAAGAGCCACAGGAAGUCCGGCGGGUGGCAUUCGCUUGUGAAGAGCGCCGCCUGGUGCGCACUUGAGGUACUUGCCAGGGGAAACGAGCGGCCUCUGAUGUCCGUUUGAUAAUCAGGUGGAGCCACAAGGCAGCUGGGCGGACCUCCCACUAGUCAGCGAGCGAGGCCUCCUCCGUGCACGCACGCGCGUGCGUGUGAGUCCAUACCAGCAAACCAGCAGUGGGAAGUUUCCGACUGAUGACGGCGAUUUACGCCACUAGUGUCCGGAGUCGUGCAAACUAAAGGAGGCAAAAGCAGUUUCUCAAAGAAGCGCUUUUGGUGCCAGCCGGGAUGAUCCUGGCAACAUUAAAGGGCAUCGGGAAGCAGCUCCUGCGGGUGAAGGUCGUCGACUGCAACUCAGAGGACUCCCGGUUGUCUCGAUGCCUCAACACGUUGGACCUGGUGGCCCUCGGCGUCGGGAGUACGCUGGGUGCCGGAGUCUACAUCCUCGCCGGCGCCGUAGCGCGGGAGAGCUCUGGACCCGCCAUCGUCCUCUCCUUCCUCAUAGCCGGCUUUGCCUCAGUCCUGGCCGGUCUGUGCUACGCCGAGUUUGGAGCCCGCGUCCCCAAAACUGGCUCGGCUUACCUCUACAGCUAUGUGACCGUUGGGGAGCUGUGGGCUUUUAUCACAGGCUGGAACCUCAUCCUCUCUUACGUCAUUGGAACGUCAAGUGUGGCCAGAGCAUGGAGCGCGACCUUCGGUGAGCUAAUCGGAGGGCACAUUGAGGGAUUCUGCAGACGUUACAUGACCAUGAAUGCCCCAGGCGUCCUGGCAGAGUACCCAGACUUAUUUGCCGUCUUCAUAAUAAUCAGUCUGACGGGACUACUUGUAUUUGGAGUGAAGGAGUCGGCCAUGGUGAACAAAGUGUUCACCUGCAUCAAUGUGGUGGUGCUGCUGUUUAUGAUCAUCUCUGGCUUAAUCAAAGGAAACCUGAACAACUGGAACUUGAAUCCCGGUGAAAUCCUGAAUGCCACCAGUAACUCUAGUCUCAAUAUCUCUGAUACCCGACCAUCUGCGGAGCGUCUCGGUGAAGGUGGCUUCAUGCCGUUUGGCAUGAGUGGCGUCCUCUCUGGCGCCGCCACCUGCUUUUAUGCAUUCAUAGGCUUUGACUGCAUUGCCACGACAGGAGAAGAAGUGAAGAAUCCUCAGAGGGCCAUUCCCAUCGGCAUUGUGGCCUCGCUCCUUAUUUGCUUCGUGGCGUACUUCGGCGUCUCCGCGGCCCUCACUUUGAUGAUGCCUUACUACCUGCUGGAUGAGAACAGCCCUCUGCCAGUGGCCUUCAAGUAUGUGGGCUGGGAGCAUGCCACUUACGCAGUGGCCGUUGGAUCUUUAUGCGCCUUGUCGACCAGUCUACUAGGCUCCAUGUUCCCAAUGCCCAGAGUGAUCUGGGCCAUGGCAGAAGAUGGGCUGCUCUUCAAAUGUUUGUCCAAAAUCAGCCCGCAAAGCAAAACCCCUCUAACAGCGACAGUAACAUCAGGUGUUGUGGCAGCUGUGAUGGCUUUCCUGUUUGACUUGAAGGACCUGGUCGACCUCAUGUCUAUUGGCACUUUGCUGGCCUAUACUUUGGUGGCUGCCUGUGUGCUGGUCCUCAGGUACCAGCCUGACCAGCCCAGUGUGGCCUACAAGAUGGCCAACACUCAGGAUGAACCUGAAAUGGCUUUUAACGAGGAGAACAUCGAAAUACUGCCACAACCAGACGAUCGCUUCACCAUCAGGAAUUUACUUUUCCCCUCAAACACGGAGCCGUCCCCUCUGUCCGGGUUUACCGUCAACAUUUGCACCAGCAUCAUGGGUGUGUUGGUGUGCGUCUUUAGCAUCGUAGCUGUCCAAGGACGUCUGGCAGUCUGGUCAGUGUCUGUCCUCUGCUUUCUCACGGUGGCGUGCUUGAUCGUCAUCUUCAUCGUGUGGAGACAGCCGCAGAGCAAGAUUAAGCUGGCCUUCAAGGUUCCCCUGCUGCCCUUUCUCCCAGUCCUCAGUAUGUUCAUCAAUGUCCAUCUCAUGAUGCAGCUGGACAAAGGAACCUGGAUGCGCUUUGCCAUCUGGAUGGCUUUAGGUUUCCUGAUCUACUUCGGCUAUGGUUUUCGCAACAGUGCAGAGGCCGCGUUGACCAAGUCCAACAUCAACACGCCGACCUGCACAAUAAAGGGCGAGUCCAUGGUAACUUUGAAGAAAGCAUUUCUACACAACACGCAAACCGCCACAGGAGACGAUGAGGAAGAUUCCUGAGGAAACGGGAGGUUCACUGAUCCACUCUCUUUCUGUUCUGUCAAAUAACCGCAAAUCUACGAGACUGAAAGGGAGACUUUCAUGCACCCUUCCAAUCAGAGUGUUGAGUUAUUACCUUAUUCCAGCCACACAUUUUGAUGACAGUAAAAAUGCUAUGCUUAUUUUUUCGCUGAACACUACUAAUUAUGUGGCACCAAAUCAACCAAAGACAAGGAACACAUAUCAAUCAAAACAUAAAAUGCAUCAAAACUUUAUGUUGGUUCCUUAAUCCACAGUUUCUUAAAGCCACAUUCUUUUUAUUGUUCUGUUAUAUAACACAUUUUACUUUACACUUUACAUUUUGAGUUCAGCUUUAGUUAUUUGUAAAGCUUGAAAUCGCUCAACAUUUGUAUGUGUUGGCUGUUUAUAGAAAAGACAUGAAUUACAAAAGCGUUCUGAUUGAAAGUUAUGAGGCUUAUCAUUUAUGCUUUCUUUAUUUUCUAUAGGCAAAUCUGCAUGCUUUUAGAUUCCCUGGUACAUAUUUGUUACUCGUCAUGGUCCCUUGGCAGGCAGUGGGAGAUUAGUUUUUUAACUCCACUUCCCUAUAUUUCACAAUAUAAUGAAUUACCACCUCUGUCCACAUAAAUCAACACAAAAGGAAAGUUCGUUGUCGCAGCUUAAAUUGAGAAUCAUAGUAAUUAUUUUCAAACUGAGUUGAGAAUGUCAUUGUAUCUUGAGUGCCUUUUUGUGUUUUUAAGUUGACCUCAAUGGUAAAAAAUGUGCGACGCAUUUUGACAAAAUGUGCUGUCCAGAAGGCUCAACUCUGUAGGCCUAUGUUUAAUAUUAACUGCUCAGAAUAAUUCACCAUAAUCUGGUACAGUACUUUUGUGAUCAGUAUUAUCUCAGUGCUUGUUUUCUACAGUUGAAUGAUGUUACAUUAAGAUAAAAUACAACGAUGUUGUCUCCAUCAAGGGACUUCAUUUUUUUAAUUAGCCAAAGAAACAGAAAGCUGCUAAUGUGAAAUGAUUAUUCCACAUGACAGAGGAUGUAUUUUAAGUGCCUAUUUCCCAAGUAAAUGUUAUUGCUCCAUCAACAGAGCUGAUAUUGCUCUAUCAACAGCUUGAAUUGUGAAAUAUAUAUGUCUGUAUAUAACGUACACUUUGGAGCAGGAAAAGCAUCUAUUUAUGAUGUAUAAGAGGAAAUUUCACCGUUGUGCAGCAUUUUCACUUUUUACUUCACAUACAUCUGGAUAGGCUGAAGUAUAAUCAGUUUGUGAUUUUCAACACCUUCAGUUUCCAUAGAGAUAGUCGUACUGUAAAUUCAGAAAACAAACUACACCGGCAGUUAUGUUUACCUCAACAGUAAUAUAUCUGAGAGUGCUUUUGCCAUUCAGAUGCUAUUUAAUGAUUGUGGAAAUGAAAGCUGAGUGUCGGUGUGUGCAGCUAAAACUUGAAAGCAACAUUGUUGUGUGUUCACUAAAAAUAGGAAAUGCAAAGAGAUCCCCGAGUCCCCUUUUUAUGAAUGCUAUGAUGACGUGUUCUUUUCUUUGCCUUUUAUGUUCCAUUGAGAGUAACUAUUAACAUUGCUAGAAGCCAAAUUAUGUUAUUUACUUAGAUGUUUUGCGUCGAAACAAUGUCGCCAUUCAUGGACAUAGUUGUUUUAGAUUCCUUAACAGAGGCAAUUAAAUAGCCUGCAUGUUUGAAAUGCUACAUAGACUUGUAGAAACAAAUGGGGUGGAAACAAAUGGGGUGUAUGAAACUUGGUUGCAGUCUGAGAGUAUGCAACCGCAUUGGCAAAAGUAAGUUACCGUUUUCUGUCCAUAACUAGCCUGUAUCUAAACUGUUGUCGGGCGUUUAAAUCAGUGGGACAUUAUCAAGUAUGCACUUUGGUCUCCAAGUACCUGAUGUGUGAAAUGCAAAUGUACAACAUUUAAUAUUGCAUGUAUUAUGUAAAGUAAAUAACUGUUACAACCGGUGCCUUUGUGGCCGUUCACAAUAAAUAGAUGGAAUAUAUUAGUUUGACAGCACAACGGCAUCAGGAAUCAUUCACAAGGCGAGGCUUUAGCUCUCUUCUAAGUUCCAUGUUUCACGUGAGGCUUCAUCUUAACCCUUGUGUUGCCUUAGGGUCAUUUUGACCCGAAUCAAUAUUACACCCUCCCCCCGCUUUAGGAUUAAUUUGACCCCAGUCAAUGUUUAAUGUCGGUGUUCUUUCGGUAGUCAACAAACAAACAUAAAGUGCCUCACACUUAAACUUGGAAAACAAUAUUAAUUCUAAUAAUUUUCUGGAGGUUUUAAUUGCUGGUGUCAAAUUGAACCCAAAGGAUAAAAUAUGUUAGUAAAUAUAAAGGUAACAGGAGGGUGAAACAUUGAAUCGGGUCAAAAUGACCCAAAGGCGGGGGGAGGGUAUAAUAUUGAUUCGGGUCAAAAUGACCCUAAGGCAACACAAGGGUUAAGAAACUACAAAUGGUGCAAUUAAUUGUCCUUGACACUUUUCAAUAUGUACAAAGUUGUAUGCUGCACCAUUUAUUUUUGUUUUGCUGAUUUUAUUGUACGUUGUAAGUUAAGUUAUAAAGGUGUAAAGUGUAUCAGAGUGGUGGAGGUCAGCAGUUCGGCAUGCGGUGUCUUGCUAUUGUUUGUGAUUGGUAUAGUUACUGCUGUAAAUAAAUAUUUGCUGAAAGUUUAAGCGCA